GAUGCAGGAAGCGGAAGAGUCUUUGAAUAUUGAGUUUACAUUUUGGAGUUGCUUGUCGGACUGUGGGAAAGAAAUCAUAGUUUAUUCAUUAAAACAGUAAUUAAUUAGUUUAUUUUUUAAAGAUGGCUCUGCCACCCCAGUUAAAGUCCAUUCAACAUCACUUACGAACUGCCCAGGAGCACGAGAAAAGGGACCCAGUUGUGGCGUAUUACUGCCGUCUCUAUGCCAUGCAGACAGGAAUGAAACUUGACAGUAAAACGCCUGAAUGUCGUAAAUUUCUAGUGAAGCUAAUGGAUCAAUUGGAGACGAUGAAAAAGGAGUUAAGUGACAGUGAGUCCAUUUCUCAGGAGAUUGUUGGAAACGCCCACAUUGAAAACUAUGCUAUAAAAAUGUUCCUCUAUGCAGACAAUGAAGAUCGAUCAGGGCGGUUUCACAAGAAUAUGAUAAAGUCAUUCUACACUGCAAGUCUCUUGUUUGAUGUUCUUUCAGUGUUUGGUGAGCUUUCAGAAGAGAACAUCCAGCACAGGAAGUAUGCUAGGUGGAAGGCAACUUACAUCCACAACUGUUUGAAGAAUGGCGAGACGCCCCAGGCUGGGCCUAUUGGAAUGGAAGGGGAAGCAUAUGAUGAUGAAUAUGACACUGACGCCGGGGCAUCAUUUCAGCCUCUGCAACCUCCGCAGCCUUCCCAGCCAAGCUUCCCCACAGCCGAUACAGGUGGUGUGCCACCCUCCAACUUCAGCAACAUCCAUAUUCCACCAGGGGCCCACGCCCCGGCCAACACCCCUGCAGAGGUGCCUCCCACUACAGGAGAGGCUGUUAAACCUGUGCCUGUUCCUAGGAGCAUUCCUGCAGUUGACCCCUCACUGCUGAACACCAACCAGCAAGGUGAAGUUCGGCUCACACCAGAAGAUUACACCAGGGCUCAGAAAUACUGCAAAUAUGCUGGCAGUGCUCUGCAGUAUGAAGACGUCGGCACAGCAGUCCAGAAUCUGCAAAAAGCCCUCAAGUUACUUACUACAGGAAAAGAAUGAAACCUUUGUCUUCAGUGUCAGUGUAUCAGUUAUCUGGCCAAAAGAACCAAGAGGCUAUUACUCCACCCUCAGCUGUAUCUGAAGAAAGCAAUUCUGUUGAAGCCCUCAAAUUCACUAUAAACAACAAUGAAAUGUGUGUCUCUACUGGAUUCCUGCUGUAGCUUUUAUUGACAACCUAUUACUGAAAUAAUGAACUAUCUUGAACUGAAUCAUUUAAGCUUUUGAUGUUAAUUACUUCAUGUAAAACAGUGAAACACACAGGUAACAAAGUUAUGAUUUAUCAAACUUUUUACAGCAGCAGAGAAAUGAAUCUCAGCUGGCAUGCUUGUAUUUGCUAGGCCCUUUAUAUUAGUAAGCAAGUAAGAGUAAGGUAUCUGAAUUAACUCCAUUAAAAAUAGACUAAAAUGUUUCAGUUAGAGUCAACAUAUUUAGGCAGAAUGAAUGUCAUUUCUUAAGGACAUGCACUGUGCAGUUUUUUUUUUGUAGUGAAAGGUUUGCCAUUUUAGUUUGUUAAUAAAAUGAUUUUUGAGACUUAAAAGAUGAAAAUGUGUUAUUUCAAUAACUGUCAAUGAAGAGCAUUUUAUUUCUUGAUCAUUGAGUGACAUUUCUGGCUUGAUUGUCACUGUACAUCUAGAAAGCUGUGGUGACUCUUAAGAAAAAGGGUUUAUGCUUAAUCCAUAGCAGGCUUUCACAAUUUCUUAUCAUAAAGUAGCACCAAAGUUCCAGCUCUUUCUACUUACUGAGUUGUAAUGUUCCAUAGCUUAAGGUUAUACUGUAAAUGAACUGAAUUUGCUGAUUUUAUCUUCAGCUGACACCAUUGCAUACUGCUAACAUAAGAAAAUGUAUUAUUGUUUGUUAUUGGAAGUCUAAACAAGUUGAUCUAUCAAUUAAAUUGCCCAGUAAAACAUACAUAGAAAUGAA
Molecule: messenger RNA, 1952 nt
Organism: Lepisosteus oculatus (spotted gar)
Lineage: Eukaryota; Metazoa; Chordata; Actinopteri; Semionotiformes; Lepisosteidae
Gene: vta1
Product: vesicle (multivesicular body) trafficking 1
Biological process (GO): late endosome to vacuole transport via multivesicular body sorting pathway
Cellular component (GO): multivesicular body
Source: RefSeq, a predicted model, not a curated record